Messenger RNA from Dovyalis caffra, 531 nucleotides. The record is from the annotation of a GenBank genome assembly. Lineage: Eukaryota; Viridiplantae; Streptophyta; Magnoliopsida; Malpighiales; Salicaceae.
AUGGAGAGAGGAAAUGGGUUUGGUUCACCAAUAAUGGUGGCAGUGGCGGUGCUUGUUUUUGCCAUGGUGUUGAUGGUGCCUGAAGUGUCUGCAACUAGAUGGACAGUUGGAUCUAACAUGGGUUGGGCUAGUAAUGUCAACUACACCAUUUGGGCUCAAGACAAGCAGUUCUACAAAGAUGACUGGCUCUUUUUCGUGUAUGAUAGGAACCAAAUGGAUGUGUUAGAGGUGAACAAGACUGAUUAUGAGUUAUGCAAAUCUGAUCAUCCUCUUCACAAUUGGACCACGGGAGCUGGAAGAGAUGUUGUUCCAUUGAAUGUCACUCGUGAUUACUAUUUCAUCAGUGGCAAGGGCUUCUGCUAUGGAGGCAUGAAGCUUGCUGUCCAUGUAGUAAACCCACCUCCCCCUCCAACCAUUGCCCCAAUAAAUGAGAAAAGUGGCUCCCCAAGUUCCGUUUUCAGAGGCCAGUACGUUCUACCGACUGUUUUCGCUCUUGGUGCACUAUGGGAUGCAUUUGUCUGGUUCUGGUAG